Messenger RNA from Amoebophrya sp. A25, 3394 nucleotides. The record is from the annotation of a GenBank genome assembly. NCBI's taxonomy places the organism in Eukaryota, Dinophyceae, Syndiniales, Amoebophryaceae.
CUUAGCUUGGCCUGGAUCUACCUAUCUUCAUAUCUUUGUGGUAGUCUGGUAAUUACGCAAUUCCAAUCGGAGCUGAACAAGCAAGGGCCCAGAGACGACAAAUCAGCAAGAAAAUGGAAUACGUACCUAAGAUGCGCAUUACGCCUACGAUAGUUGUCGCAACAAGGAAUCGCUUAAGCGACUGUGUGGAGAAAAACUGUAAUUAGAAGAUCGAAAACUCUUGCGCUUUUCUACAAGUUGCACGGGAAGAGCACUGUUUUCAAGGAGAUAAUUGGUGUUGUUGAAUGAAGGUCAGCCGCGAUUAGAAGGAACGUCGUAUAUUUGAUAAUAUUUUCAUUUCUCUGUUUCAAGAAAGUGAAAAUGGAUGGCGCCGGAGGUUGUGGCGGAGGAUCCGAGAUCAGUGACGAAGAGCUCGGCACAGAAUCCGAGUUUGAACCGAAGCGCAGAAAGCUAGCACCAAGCUCACCUAUAUCGGACGUGGAGAAGGUAGCCGACUUUUUGAUGAUCAUGCUGGUGGGUCCAGUGGCCGUUUUGAUAAAGCAAGAGGAAGUUGAAGAAGAGCGUCUUCGCUGUAGUUGCUCUCCUUCACUUACACCGUGUCUUCCUUAAAAUCAAAAUUAAUCUCAAACUUCAGAUAAACACUGGUACAGUGACUGAAAACUGUAGCACAGAAGUGCUCAGUGAGUUUUAGAGACAGUUUUACUGACGGGCUUCACCACGAGGAUGAUGAGGAUUCACCUACUAUGUAAUCGCGAAGAAGUGCGACAAGAAUAAAUCAUUGUGUUGUCCACCAGGAGAAUGAAGACGAUGAGAUUCGGUCGGAAGUAGGUGAGGAGAGUGGAUCGAGCCCAGAGGAAGUAGCAGCCGCCUUGUCUCAUGUGCGAGGCGGCAGCCAAUCACCGCCGCGGAUUCUCUCACAAGGCCAAGGGGGGUCGCGCUUUCCGCAUGGUAUACGUAAAAUAAGAAGCUCAAGACAAUAUUCACGACACGGCAUCAUUUUUACCAUUUGCAUUUAGAGGCACCAGCAAUCAAAAUAUUUGUAUAUAUUUUCUUUGUUUUUUUGAGAGAACCCGUGUGUCCCCUAAAACAAACAUAAGUGUCUGCAGAAUGUUAAGGCGGUUUUACUGAUAAUUCUAAUAGGGUAGGUACUAUCGUGCAGCUGGCACUGUACAAAAGAUAGUGCAACGUGAUCAUACGAUAGGUAAGAAACAGUACUACUGCCUGUAAUUCUUGGCUCUUAUCUCACGCUUACCAGUUAUAUAUACGCCAACUGCACCCGAUGAGGGUGGCAUCCCAAAAGUCUGCGUCAUCAUCAUCGUCAUCGCACCAGGAACGCCUCGCUCUCGCAUGCGGCAACUUUCUCCACCUGCGGCUCCGGAAGGUGGCCUUGGUCUUUCCAGCGCUUCGUCCUCACCGUUGUGCCGGGAUAAGGACACUGCGCGCCGUCAUCUAGGUGAUUAUGAUGAUGACGAGCCGAAAGCCGACGACGAGGGCGAGAAUGAUGGGGAGCAAGAAGCGCCUCACCACGGCGGCGACAUGAAUGCGACGACGAGCCUAAUUUCAAGAAGCUCAGUCUUCUCAUCGAAGAAAGCGUACCUAAACGAUGAAAGGGAUGAGGACGAGAUCAUGGAGCAGGAGAUGAAAGCGCAUCUCCGUUCUGCACCAGCAUUAUCGUGCACAGACCGGCAGAGGGAUGCGGACGAGCUGAGCAAAAAUGCUUCUGUACGCGACACAGACAAAGAUCAGCAGGUGAAGAGUAAUAUCAGCGACGAUCACCAUGACGAGGAUGCCGUGUUCAAGUCGGAGGACCUUCGUAAAGGUAGUUGUCAUGUUGAAGAUCAUAGGACAGAUGCGCCAUCGAAAUCUUGUCGAGGCUCAACCUUUUCAACCACUUCGUCAGUGAAUAUGCCUGCGCGUCGCAACAGCAACAACAAGGCUAGCUCCACCUCCAAAGCAGCGGUAGCGGAAAGAGCAACGAAUUGUUCGUCGGGUGCCUCGUCUUCUUCGUCUUCCUCGCGGAAGAAACAGCCUUCAAUGUGCGGCAGUAAGGCUGAAACUGCAGGCCCGCAAGCACCGUCAUUGCGGAUCCAGGAACCGACGUCGGCCUCAGGUGUUGGCAUCCUCCACGCACGAACAACCACUCUACUAUCAUUAAGGCCUCAACAACUACAACAGCACGACUGAUCAACUUCGGCAAGCAUCCUUUUCAUCUCGAUGGGGAUGUUGUUAGAUUCACGUUCAAAGGAAGGUGUCCCGGGAUGUGUCUACUACUCAGGAUGGUGGGCUGUAGUAAAAGAAUAGUGCUGCAUUCUAAUUUCACCUGGUUUGAUGAACGGACGCGCUUCUGGGCCACUUGUGAAGAAGGCCGACACGAUCGAGGAGGCUUAUAUCAUGUCACUACCGUGUGCAGAUGACGAAGAUGAUGAAGGUCGUAUCGGAAGUCCAACAACAUUUCGUCCUGCGCCCGCAAAGGGCCAAGGCAUCGAACCUAGCUGUAGUUCUAUGGACCUCACAGCCGGUCGUGCAGAAGCAGCAGCUGCGAAUCGAACAAGCGGGCAGCAAAAGCCGGUAACCGAGACAACAUCAAGAACAGCAUUAUCCGGUGGAGGCGUGAGUUUUGCUCCUGCUGCAGCAACUACAAUAGAUGCUCAAGCAUCUCCACAGGAGGCAAAGAGUACUUUCUUCGGUUCCUCAUCAUCCACUUCAACAUCUUCUUCUGGAGCAUCUUCUACGUUGGGGGCUGUGGGUGGUCUGUUCAACCGGAUCUGGAAUUGGGCUUUUCCUGUAGUUGGAAGAAAACGCCAGCGAGCAGAGGACGCCGCUCCAGACGAGCAACCAUCUUCCUGGACCACAGGAGACGCAGCGUCAUCUUCAGCGCAACGAGCCGACAACGAGAAUUUUCUGGCAUCCGCUACAAGCCGCGCGAGCUCGUCUCUGGUUGUCCAACCGAGCACUAGCCUGAUGGACAUCGAUGCAGACGAAAGUGGCAAAGCAGCGAUGAUAACUAAGACUUGUCUAUCUAUCAUCCCUGCUCAACAUCAAUUCAUCUACAACAAAGCAGCAUCCAUCCAUCUACUUACUUGGAAGUGCAAGCAUUCUUGUUAUGUUGUAAUCGAGAAUUUCUAUCUCGACGAUCCUACUCUUCAGAAUUAAUUGCAGAAUUGAGCUUCUCCUCUAAUCAUGUCGCAGACGAUUGCAGUGCUGAAGAGCGAUCAGCGAAGAAGCGACGUACUAUUUUUCCUCAUGAUAAUUUCUUGUUCUUACAGCUGAUAAACGUGACUGGCUUGCAUGACGAGCUUGUUUAGAUCCUUGUGACGUCGAUGACAUCAUUAGGUAUCGGAUCAGCAUCGACUGACAAGAAUCUAGCCCAGCCGAAGCUUUUGGAGAGUCCGAC